AUGUCAUUGUACAUGUUUGGAGGCUCGUCGUUAGCCGAGGUGACGUUCGGGAGGUUCCGCAAGGCGCCAAAACGUGCCCCCAUACCAUUAUCAACAGACACACACAAAGUCGAUGUUUAUAUCGACGUAUUUGACAGUUCGGGUUCUGCCAACGUCGUAGAGGCCUCAGGAGCAACUCACUCAAACGCCGUUUUAUUAAAUAGUUCGGGUCAAAUUAUUGGUAAAUCGAUAGGACCGAGCACAAAUCACUAUUGCAUUGGGAUGUCAGAAUGCCGGAAGCGGAUUGACGAUAUGAUUAAUGACGCCAAAAAGGAAGCCGGUCUUUCUUUGGAUACACCCAUUGACGCACUGGGUCUAAGUUUAAGCGGCUGUGAACAAGAAGCAUCCAAUAAGGAAAUUGUCAACGGCCUCUUCGAAAAAUAUCCAAACCUAAGUAGAAAAUAUGUGAUAGCCAGCGACACAGACGGAUCUGUAGCUGCCAUUUCAAAUAAAGGUGGUGUGGUGUGCAUAGCUGGAACCGGAUCCAACACGGUUUUGAUCAAUCCUGAUGGCAACAAAGUACAAUGUGGAGGAUGGGGACAUAUUUUGGGGGAUGAAGGAAGCGCGUGGAAAAUAGCUCACACAGCCAUUAAAUAUUGUUUCGACCAGCUGGACAACUUUUCCACGAGUCCACAUCCCAUAGAUCGGAUAUGGGACGAAACCAAAGCCUACUUCCAAAUGGAGACUCAAGCGGACCUUCUGAACGCUUUCUACCUGAACUUUGACAAAGCGAUGAUCGCGAAACUGUGCAAAAGAAUAUCGGAGUUGGCAGACGAGGGUGACGAACUGUCCAAAAAGAUUUUUAGGGACGCCGGGCGCGAUUUGGCUAAAAUGAUUUCAGCCGUCAUCGGUAAAGCUUCAAACGAGUUGACUGAAAGGGAAGGUGGCAUCCAGAUACUCUGCGUUGGUUCGGUUUGGUUGAGUUGGAAAUUGCUGAAACCUGGGUUUAUUGGAUAUUUAAAUGACAACACAAGUGUGACAGAGUUGACUUUGGGAAAGUUGACGACUUCUUCAGCUGUUGGAGCAGCUUUGAUGGCUUCAGACAAGUUGAACAUCCCUAUUAAUAGGGAUUAUUCCAAGAAUUAUGAGGUAUUCUAUAUAUACCAAAAGGCGGAAAAAUAAGUUUUUAUUUUUAUUAUUAUUCAUGUAAGUG
This is a messenger RNA of Brassicogethes aeneus, 1192 nucleotides long. NCBI's taxonomy places the organism in Eukaryota, Metazoa, Arthropoda, Insecta, Coleoptera, Nitidulidae. The record is from the annotation of a GenBank genome assembly.